GACAACCACCGCCCAACCACCCCGUCCUUUGAUCCUCAGUCGCCAAAAUGGGUCGCGUUCGCACCAAGACCGUCAAGAAGUCCGCCAAGGUCAUCAUUGAGCGGUACUACCCCAAGCUCACCCUGGACUUCGAGACCAACAAGCGCAUUUGCGAUGAGAUCGCCAUCAUCGCCUCUAAGCGCCUCCGCAACAAGAUUGCCGGCUACACUACGCACUUGAUGAAGCGUAUUCAGCGUGGUCCUGUCCGCGGUAUCUCGUUCAAGCUCCAGGAGGAGGAGCGUGAGCGCAAGGAUCAAUACGUCCCCGAGGUCUCUGCUCUCGACUUCACCCAGAACUCCGAGAGCGGCCAGCUCGACGUCGACGUCGAGACCAAGGACCUCCUCAAGCACCUCGGCUUCGACGCCAUCCCCGUCAAUGUCAUCCCCGUCUCCCAGGCCCAGGCCCCCGAGCGUGGUGGCCGUCGCUUCGGCGACCGCCCCCCUCGCCGCGACUAAGCGUUGUUUGUUACGAUGGAUGGAAAAACUGGUGGACGAUACCAACUGGGAUCAGGCAUUCGGAAUAUUGCCGACGGCGUCUCGCGGACGGUAACACGGGCAUACUAGAACUCAAAGAGAAGUUCAUCCCCCA
Molecule: messenger RNA, 627 nt
Organism: Verticillium alfalfae VaMs.102
Lineage: Eukaryota; Fungi; Ascomycota; Sordariomycetes; Glomerellales; Plectosphaerellaceae
Product: 40S ribosomal protein S17
Exons: 3
Coding region: 48-494 (148 amino acids)
Biological process (GO): translation
Cellular component (GO): ribosome
Molecular function (GO): structural constituent of ribosome
Source: RefSeq, a predicted model, not a curated record